Messenger RNA from Phaedon cochleariae (mustard beetle), 1404 nucleotides. Lineage: Eukaryota; Metazoa; Arthropoda; Insecta; Coleoptera; Chrysomelidae. The record is from the annotation of a GenBank genome assembly.
AUGCUUUUGGAAAAUACUUCAAAUUCCAGUAAAAAAGAAAGUAUCAAACAUGAGCUUGAAGAGCAUCAACGAGAAGCAGAGGAGGCUUAUGAUGCUAAACGUAAUGAUAAAUCUUCCUCACUGACAUCCGAAUCUUUCCAUGUACUGACUUUUGACCUACAGCAAUGUUUACCGACUCCGGCUAUUGAAACAUCUAUAGCAUUUUACAAACGACAACUGUGGACCUAUAACCUGACACUUCACAGAUGUCAUGACAAGCAAGCUUUUUGCUUUAUGUGGCAUGAAGCCGUCGCUGCAAGGGGUGCAAAUCAAAUAGCAUCCUGUCUCUACAAGUAUUUACAAGAAAUACCAGAGAAUGUGAGAGAAAUCACAUUCUACUCAGAUACAUGCGCUGGACAAAACAAGAACUCGUUUCUUUGUGUUAUGUUCAUGCUCGCUUUAAAAAAGAAUACAACCAUACAUACAAUCAAUCAUAAAUUCUUGAUUCCAGGUCACACUCAUAUGGAGUGUGAUGGGGAUCACUCAAUAAUUGAAAAAAAAAAGGAAAAGCAUCCACCUCCGAUUGAUUUUCCAAGUGACUGGGUAAAUCUUGUUAGAUUAUGUGGUUCAAAGCAUCCCUUUCAAGUAACUGAAAUGAAAAGUGCAGACUUUUUUGAAUUUUCGGCUUUAUUCGAAGGUCCACUAAUACAAAAAAAGUGCAAAGGCACAACAUGGCCUAAAGGUUUCAAACUUCCACUGUCUUAUAAGGGCCAUAAUCCCAUAUCAGUUGAGAAAAAUAAAUAUUUGAUAGAGCUUCUUCCAUACGUGGACGAAAGUUUCCAUGACUUGAAGUUGAUAGCCAAAGAAGAUUUACGAGAUAAGCACUCUGGCAUGGAAGAAGCUUCGACUUCACAAGAAGGCCUGGAAGAAGCUUCAACUUCACAAGAAGGCCAGGAAGAAGCUUCAACUUCACAAGAAGGCCUAGAAGAAGCUUCAACUUCACAAGAAGGCCUGGAUGAUAGCAUAGCUGAACUUUUACCACUACCAGUAGCACCAGCUGAUGAUGUACCACGAAAGAAAAGAAAAAAGGGUAAAGUAGGGUUUUUGAACACAUCUCCAUAUAUUCUGGAACUCAAGCAGAAGGUGGAAGAGAAGAAACUGCAAGAGAGGCAGAAGCUGGCACGUAAAGCCAAAAGAGAUAUUGCCAAACAGGUUAGGAUCGAAGAGGAAGAGGAAGAGGAUGAAGCUUUCCCAGCUGAUGGUGAUGAGAGUGAUUCUGCCUGCAUUUAUUGCAAUGAAUUGUACUCCAGAGAUCGCGCUGGAGAGCCCUGGAUACAGUGCCAAAUAUGCUCUUAUUGGUCUCAUACUGACUGUGCUGGUGUUGAUAGACGCACUAAUAAUUUCAUUUGUGAAAUAUGUUCUUGA